Molecule: messenger RNA, 2751 nt
Organism: Penicillium bovifimosum
Lineage: Eukaryota; Fungi; Ascomycota; Eurotiomycetes; Eurotiales; Aspergillaceae
Product: dynamin-related GTPase MGM1
Exons: 3
Coding region: 1-2751 (916 amino acids)
Cellular component (GO): membrane; microtubule; cytoplasm
Molecular function (GO): GTP binding; GTPase activity; microtubule binding
Source: RefSeq, a predicted model, not a curated record
AUGAGUGGGAGGAUCCUCUCCCAUAGACUGGCCCCGCUCUUGCGGAACGGUCAUCUAGCUCGUCAUAUUCACAAUGCAGGCUCGAGGACCGGCGGCCUGCUACGCGCAGAUGGUGGCGCUGCCCUCAGAGGACGCGCAUGGCCAGUGGGCUCGAAUUCUAUUCACAAUGUCCCUGCAGUUCGAUCCAUCUCGUUCGCACGAAUGCUUCCGAAGCUAGCGCUCAAACUUGUCAGAGUCCCGGCUAUGUUCGGCGGUGCGACAGUCGCCGGUCUGGCGUAUUUCCAAUAUCAAGCAACUCAGGCCGGUAACUAUGCGAUGGACGUCUUCAAGCAGGCCUCGGAGACCGCGGGCAACACGGCAUCGACCCUAUUCCAAGGACUGCAAGACAUGGCGGAUCAGACACAACGCGGGUGGAACAAGACAACCGAAGAUAUUGAAAUGCCUGAUUGGUUGCAGAAGGUACUUCGCCUGGACGAAGAGUCCAAGUCUAAAAAGGGUGAUUCAUCUGGUGGUGAUGGAGGCAAAGAGCCGAAACAAAGCCGGGCAGGAACUGCUGCCGCUGCUACUACUGCGGCGUUCGGCUACGAUCAGUCAAAGGAGGAGGACUCCCGUCCAGAGAGAGAUGCUGCUGCGGAUGAUCAAAUGAUGCUUCUCACACGCAAAAUGAUCGAAAUUCGAAAUAUCCUCCAGACCAUCGGCCAGUCUAACACACUUACCCUUCCUUCAAUCGUCGUGAUCGGGUCCCAAUCAUCGGGCAAAAGUUCGGUUCUUGAGGCUAUCGUCGGCCACGAGUUCUUGCCCAAGGGCUCCAAUAUGGUAACUCGGCGACCAAUCGAGCUCACAUUGGUCAACACCCCCAAUGCUCAGGCCGAGUAUGGCGAAUUCCCUGCAUUGGGUCUUGGAAAGAUCACAGACUUCUCUCAAGUUCAGCGCACACUCACAGAUCUGAACCUUGCUGUUCCUGAGAAAGACUGCGUCUCAGACGAUCCCAUUCAACUCACGAUAUACUCUCCCAACGUCCCCGAUCUAUCUUUGAUCGACUUGCCAGGGUAUAUCCAGGUCGCGGGUCACGAUCAGCCCCCAGAGCUCAAGCAAAAGAUUGCUGAUCUUUGCGAUAAAUACAUUCAACCACCAAAUGUUAUCUUGGCGAUCUCAGCCGCUGAUGUUGACUUGGCAAACUCAACAGCCCUCCGAGCCAGUCGUCGAGUAGAUCCUCGGGGCGAACGGACCAUAGGUGUGAUCACAAAGAUGGACCUUGUCAGUCCGGAACGUGGUCAUGAUGUCCUUUCCGAUAAGAAAUACCCUCUUCGACUAGGAUACGUGGGUGUUGUCAGCCGAAUCCCUCAGACCACAGCUCUCUUCUCCAGGGGCUCUGGAAAUGUUACCAGCGCUAUCCUCAAGAAUGAACAGGCCUACUUCUCUGCACAUCCGGCUGAAUUCGGUCCUCAGUCCGAUGUCUCCGUUGGUGUUUCGACACUACGGAAGACGCUAAUGCACGUCCUAGAGCAGACCAUGGCAUCUAGCCUGUCUGGUACCAAGGACGCGAUUAGUCAAGAGCUUGAGGAGGCAACUUACGAGUUCAAAGUUCAAUAUAAUGACAGACCUCUGAGUGCAGAGUCCCACUUGGCUGAGAGCCUUGAUGCAUUCAAGCACUCCUUCAAGGCGUUUGCUGAAAGCUUUGGUCGACCGCAGGUCCGGGAGAUGCUCAAAGCAGAAUUGGACCAGCGGGUCAUGGACAUAUUAGCACAGCGUUACUGGAACAAGCCAAUCGAGGACUUAGAUCCUCCGAUGCUGGAGUUGGAUCCCCUCAAGGACCUCCCCAAAGCCGACCCCGAGUCGAUGUAUUGGCACCGGAAGCUUGAUGCCUCCACCUCAUCAUUGACCAAGCUUGGAAUUGGCCGCUUAGCAACAACUGUUGUCGCCAAUGCUCUCCAUAAACAUGUGGACUCGCUUCUCGCCAACUCAACGUUCGCCUCCCACCCUGGUGCUCACAAACAGAUCACCGAUGCAUGCACGGGUAUUCUGAACGACAGGUUCUUCAGCACCAGCGAUCAAGUCGAGAAUUGCAUCAAGCCCUACAAGUAUGAGAUUGAAGUUGAGGAUUCCGAAUGGGCCAAAGGCAGGGACAAUGUCGGUAAAGUUCUCAAGGAAGAGCUUAAGGCCUGCGAGUCAGCCCUGAAGCAUGUGGAAGAUGCCGUUGGCAAGCGAAAACUGAAAGACGUCAUUUCGUUCAUUGAUAGAGUGCGAAAGGGCGACCUGGUCUUAGAGGGUAACGGUGAAGGUGGUGCGGGCGGUUUCAGCGCUGCCUUGCUAGAGAAAGGACGAGAGGGUCUUUUCCUUCGAGACCGAGCGGACAUCAUCAAGAUGCGACUUCUCGCCGUCCGUUCCAAGCAAUGCGCAACGCAAAAGAACAAGUACUACUGCCCAGAAGUCUUCCUGGAUGUCGUCGCCGACAAGUUGACCUCCACGGCUGUCCUAUUCCUCAACGUCGAGCUUUUAUCUGAAUUCUACUACAAUUUCCCCCGCGAGCUGGAUUCCAGGCUGGGACGUCACCUUUCCGACGCCGAGGUCGAGCGCUUUGCCCGCGAGGACCCCCGUAUCCGCCGUCACCUGGACAUCAUCCGCAAGAAGGAGCUGUUGGAGAUGGCUCUGCAGAAGAUCGAGAGCAUCCGACAGCUCGACGGCCACGCCCGUAAACCAGGCCGUGCAAUCCCUGGAAAAGAGACCCGCAGCCGUUGGAACCUCUUCUAG